Messenger RNA from Rotaria sp. Silwood2, 1956 nucleotides. The record is from the annotation of a GenBank genome assembly. Lineage: Eukaryota; Metazoa; Rotifera; Eurotatoria; Philodinida; Philodinidae.
AUGAAUGAAUCAAAAGAUUUGGCUGUUUCUGUUAUAAAUGCAUGGAAAAAUUAUGGUCAUUGGUGCAAAUCAAUAACUGUUUUACAUGAUAUAAAUCUCCAUGUGUCAACAGGAAUAAUAUAUGGUUUAUUAGGUCCAUCUGGAUGCGGAAAAACAACACUUUUACGUUGUUUAGUUGGUCGUUUAGAAUUAAAUCGAGGUGAAAUAAUUGUAUUGGGUAAACGACCAGGUAGUCGGGGACAUGGAGUUCCUGGUCGAUCAGUUGGUUUUAUGCCACAAGAAACAGCACUUUAUAAAAAUUUUUCAAUAUCAGAAAUGCUUCAUCAUUUUGGUCGCCUUCAUAAUAUGAAGCGUAAAGAUAUUUUAUCUCGAGAAGAAUUUCUUGUUUCAUUUCUUGAUUUACCUUCAAAAUCAAAAAAUGUUUCACAAUUGAGUGGUGGCCAACAACGUCGUGUGUCCUUAGCAUGUGCUCUUCUUCAACAACCUCAAUUAUUAAUUCUUGAUGAGCCAACUGUGGGAGUUGAUCCUUUACUUCGAGAAAAAAUCUGGAGUCAUCUUAUAAAUAUCGCAAAAACAAGUAAAACUACAAUAAUAAUAACGACUCAUUAUAUUGAAGAAGCAAGAAAAGCUGAUCGAGUUGGACUUAUGCGUAGUGGAAGAAUGUUAGCUGAAGAUGAACCAUCUCUUCUUUUGCAUAAAUAUAAUCAAACAAGUCUAGAAAAUGUUUUUCUUCAAUUAUGUUCUCAAGAUCAAAAUCGUUUUCAACAACAUACUUCAAUGAAUAAUGCAGACGGUGAUAGAGACACUGAUAUACCCAAUGAUAUUGAUGAUCAAAAUUCAUCUUCUACUUCUAUUCAUGUGUCAGUCAAUACAACUAGUGAAAAUCUUCUUCCAUUAGAUAAUGGGAAAAGAAAAUUUGAAAAAAAUCGUGAACCUGAACAUAUUCCAAUGGCACUUUAUAAUAGUGAAGCAAUAAAUGGAUUUCCAACAGGAAAUUUAAGUUUACAACUUUUAAAUAAAAUAAAUCCUCAACAAAUUCAAUUUACGUCAUUUAAUGAGCUUGAUAAAGCAAUGGACGUUGUUAAACAAGGACAUUAUUGGGGUACUGUUGCUAUUCAAUUUAAUUUUACACAAGCAAUCAAAAAUAAAUUAUUACGAUUUCAAACAGAUCCAGCUACUUUAAAUGCAUCAUCGCUUCAUCUUUAUCUUGAUAUGACGAAUCAACAAGUGUCAUUAACAAUGCAAAGUAUAAUAUUAAAUAGUACAGAAUCAUUUUUAAAAGAAGUUUUAUCAAGUUAUCAAAUUGAUCCAUCCAUAGCUGAUCCUCCAGUAAUAAUUGAAAAUCCUUUAUAUGGAAGUAUUGUCCCGCGAUUUUUAAAUUUUGCUGCACCAGGAAUGAUGAUAUCAAUAAUAUUCUUUUUGGCAAUUGGUUUAACAGCAUUAAUAUUUGUUGUUGAAAAAAAAGAAGGUCUUUUAGAACGCAGUUGGAUCGCUGGUGUGACAACAAUUGAAGUUAUGCUCUCUCAUAUUAUUGUUAAAUUUUUUAUUCAAUUUAUUCAAAUAAUGCUUUUACUUAUUUUUGCUGAUUUUAUUUUUAAAGUUGAAAUUAAAGGCUCGAUUUUCUUAGCAAUGGCGUUAAUUUUUAUGCAAGGAAUUUGUGGUAUGAGUUAUGGUCUUCUAAUAUCUUCAGUAUGUGAACAAGAAAUUGAAGUUAUGGAAGUUGCACUUGGAAGUGUUUUUCCUAUAUUACUUAGUUCAGGUAUAAUAUGGCCACUUGAAGGAAUGCCGUCAGCAAUGCGUUUUCUAAGUAAUUUUACUCCAUUAACACAUUCCGUUGAGGCAAUGCGAUGUUGGUCAUUUGGCUAUUUCAAAGUAUGGUUUGGUUUUGUCAAUGCUGGUGCAUGGUCUUUGGGAUUUUUCGUCAUAGCUGCUAUUCUGUUUGCUCUUAGAAAAUAA